This is a messenger RNA of Armigeres subalbatus, 1227 nucleotides long. RefSeq lists its product as uncharacterized. Gene Ontology annotation, molecular function: phosphatase activity. The coding region runs from base 50 to 1015 and encodes 321 amino acids. The transcript is spliced from 3 exons. Lineage: Eukaryota; Metazoa; Arthropoda; Insecta; Diptera; Culicidae. The record is from RefSeq and is a predicted model, not a curated record.
ACGAAUCGGUCCGCGGAGCGUCCAGUUCGCAAUUGGCCGCCUAUCUACAAUGUCCUCCAGCAGCGGCUGUUCGCAGCCCAAACGUUUGCUAGAUUUGAGUUUAGAAGAUAAGAAACGCUUCUUGGAUUCAAUUGAUUACGUAUUUUCUGAUUGCGAUGGCGUAGUUUGGAAUUUGUAUGGACCGAUCGAAGGUAUUGGCAGUGCGAUCAGUGCAUUGAAGAGCAUAGAUAAACAUGUAGUCUACGUCUCUAACAACAGUGUGCGGACGUCGCAGAACUAUCGAGAUCAAAUACAGAAGUUGGGAUUGGGACACGAAGUGGAUGAUGCGGAUAUCGUUCAUCCAGUCAUUAGCGUGGUCAAGUAUUUAAAGUCAAUAAACUUUGAAGGCUUGAUCUAUGCAAUAUGUGGGGAACCGUGCCUGAAAACUUUGAGAGAUGCAGGUUAUGAAGUUAUUCAUGGUCCCAGUGAUGUAAUGGCAGAGUCACUUCGUCUUAUCAUUCCUGCGAUUUACGAUAAGAAACCUGUUAAGGCAGUCGUGAUGGAUUUCGAUAUCAACUGUAACCAUAUUAAAAUGCUACGGGCGGAAUUGUAUUUAAAGGGCGACCCCGAGUGCCUGUUGAUUGCGGGCGCAACGGAUAAUAGCAUAGCCAUAUCGCCGCAACUUGAAGUUCUUGGCUCAGGAUGUUACGUGGAUAUAUUAGAAAAGGCUACCGGGCGCAAAGCUAUCGUAUUGGGUAAGCCUGGAUACCAGUUGGGGGUGCAGCUUAAGGAACAAUACGGAAUUGAAGACCCUACGCGAGUGUUGUUCGUUGGGGACAUGAUUGCACAGGAUGUAGCUUUCGGAAAGGUUGCUGGAUUCCAGACCCUGCUGGUUUUAACUGGAGGGGCCAAAAGAGCGGAUAUUGAGAAGCAGUUGGAUCAAAACUGUACACCUGAUUACUAUACCGAGAGCUUUGCUGAUCUAUCCAAGGUGAUAGAAGAAGUGAAUGAUGCGUAUAGUAAAGCAAAUCUUUGAAUAAAUGUGUUAAUCAGACAAAAGAAAGAGGUUUCCGAUCAAACCAUCAUCAACGGUUUGUCGUUUAUCUCUUUCUGUCUUUCGCAAAAUUAUGAACUCACUUAAAACACGUGGUUGUUGAAAGCCAAUUUUAACUCUUUCUUAAGCAAAGUUACAAUGUUUAAAAACAAAAAAUAUUUUAGUGAUAAGCUGAAGAUUGUCGCUAUUUACAA